CACAACGCAACCCAGAGCAAAAGAGACGGGGAGCAGCGAAACAGAGACAUUCGUUUAGUAUUGGGACAAUUUCAGCUUUCCAGUGCCUAUGGAUUCUGCAGUGGAAAACCCCUGUGAGGAGGCUGCUACCCCCCACAGAAGUGGCCACACAGCCGCAGUUGAAGGGAACACUCUGUUCGUCUGGGGAGGCUACAUGUCAACGGCUGACAAUGAAGUUUUCCUACCCAAUGAUGAAAUCUGGCUGUAUGACUUAAAAAGCGCUGAAUGGGAAAUGUACCGAAUGUCAGGGGAAGUCCCGCCCCCCAUGUCAGGUGUCUGUGGCAGUGCUCUGGGUGGUUGUUUGUACAUAUUCGGGGGAUGUGAUGACAAUGGGCAGACCAAUGAGCUUUACUGUGUCAACCUCCUUGAUGGGAACUACAGCUGGAGGAAAGUGAGAGCUGAGACUGGCACUCCUCCCUCACCCAGAGAUAAGCUGUGUUGCUGGGUUUUCAACAACUGGGUCACCUACUUUGGUGGAUACGGUCACAAGAAACUUGAUGACGUCUGGGAUGACAACAGCUUUAACAUGGACACGGCGUCACUGGAGUUGGAUGUUGGCUGGGGAUGGAAUAAUGAGGUCCAUGUCUUCGACACAGUACUAUCCAGUUGGACAGAACCAAAUACCUGUGGUCGCGCACCCUCCCCAAGAGCUGCUCAUGCCGGCGCAACACUCGGACAUAAAGGUUAUGUACACGGAGGCAGAGGGAUGUACACAACAACAUGUGACAUCCAUUGUCUAGAUCUAAAAUCAUGGACCUGGUCUGAAGUUGUACCAGUUUCUACCGUGCCAGCCGGAAGAUCAUGGCAUAGUCUCACCACAGUGUCGGAAAGUACUUUGUUUUUAUUUGGUGGAAUCAAUGUUGACUGCAAACCGAUGAGCGAUGGAUGGAUAUUUGAUGUUGAAAUGAAGAAAUGGAGUAAGUUUAAACAUCGAAACAAGAACCAACCGAGGUUGUGGCACACAGCAAGUCAAACUAUGUACUCUGACGUUCUUGUGUUUGGGGGCUGUUGUGAUUACAUCCACCUAGUAGGAACCUUUGAGAAUCUGACGGGACACAGCAAUCAUGCACUUGUUAUCCAGACCCAGCCUUAUCCACUCUUUUGGAUCUGCGAGGACUAUAUAGCAAAGAAUGUGAAGAACUUGGGGAAACAGGGUUGUAUGGGGCGGGGCUUAUGACGACGCAGCACCAAGAGCUUAAGAGGAAAUCCGUGGGGUCAUUCCCUGUCUCCCUGCCAGGCAGUGAGUUGGAGGAGGAGGCUGCAUAAACGGAGGUGCAGGGCAUGCGGUGUCACCGCCCGUUUGUCCCCCAGAUGCUGUGACAGUGUUUUGCUAUGCUUCAUGUGAGCCUUCCCCAUUUGGGGAAGUGUUUUGAGUUUGAAUGUUUGGGGAUUUCCAGGGAACAUAUAAACUACCCAAAAGAACAAUGGUACCACUCUGGACUUGUUCUUUUCCACCAUCCAGCUUAGUUUUGAACAACUGUGUUUAGGACCUUCCACAAUAGAGAGAUUUGUCAUGCCGGCAAAUCUGUGUUUGUCAAAGAAAUAUGCCAAAGACACGAUCAAUACUUAAAGGUGUAAUCCUAACACCAAUUUUAUAAUAUUCCAGCCAUGUAAAUCCAAUUAAUGAAAGUUGUAUCUACAGUUUUAUGAUGAAACAUGUUCAUGUAUUUUACAGUGGAGCCAACAGUCCUAAAAUAGUCUAAAAUAAGAUUAAGAUGGCAGAUUUAUUGU
Esox lucius (northern pike) is the source of this 1770-nucleotide messenger RNA. RefSeq names its product kelch domain-containing protein 1-like. Gene Ontology annotation, molecular function: protein binding. The transcript is spliced from 15 exons. NCBI's taxonomy places the organism in Eukaryota, Metazoa, Chordata, Actinopteri, Esociformes, Esocidae. The coding region runs from base 89 to 1216 and encodes 375 amino acids. The record is from RefSeq and is a predicted model, not a curated record.